CAAUCAAACGCGGAGUAGGGCGGGUCUUGCGUCGCCAAACUGACUUUACGUCCCGAACUCUUCCUUAGCCUUGGGAAAUCUGUGAAUUGAGGCUAAAACGGGAAUAAAACACGUAGAGUUUGUUGUGAGGAUGACUGAGGAACAUUAUCUAGAACUCUGUGAGAACCCGGUGCAGUUUGAACAUGCCUCCAGUGUCAACAACGUCUUCUUCGACGAGGCUAAUAAGCAGGUGUUCGCGGUGCGUUCAGGUGGAGCCACGGGGGUGGUGGUCAAAGGCCCGGACGACAAGAGCAGUGUUGCCUUCAGAAUGGACGAUAAAGGAGAAGUGAAGUGUAUCAAGUUCUCCAUCGGAAAUAAGAUCUUGGCAGUUCAGAGGACUUUAAAAUCUGUGGAUUUCAUCAACUUCAUCCCCGACUAUCCACACACAGAGUUCACCCAGGAAUGCAAGACGAAGAACGCUAAUGUUUUGGGUUUCUGUUGGACCACCUGGAACGAGAUCGUCUUCAUCACCGACCAGGGGAUUGAGUUCUACCAGGUGUUUCCAGACAAACGAAGCCUGAAGCUGCUGAAGAGUCAGAGCAUUAACGUGAACUGGUACCAGUACUGUCCGGAGACCGCCGUCAUCCUGCUCUCCACCACCGUGCAGGGAAACAUCCUGCAGCCCUUCGCCUUCAGGAAUGGGACCAUGUCCAAGAUGUCCAAGUUUGAGAUCGAGCUGCCUGUUGUACCCAAACCUGCCAAACAGCUGUCGGAAAGAGACAUCGCCAUGGCAACCAUUUAUGGUCAGCUGUUUGUCAUGUAUCUGAAGCAUCACUCCAGAACAGCCAACAGUCCCAGUGCAGAGGUAGUGCUGUAUCAUUUACCAAGGGAGGGUGCGUGUAAGAAGAGUCACGUGUUGAAGCUGAACACGACUGGAAAAUUUGCUCUGAACAUCGUCGACAACCUGGUGGUGGUUCACCAUCAGAGCACACAGACAUCUCUGAUCUUCGACAUCAAGCUAAAGGAGCCGGAUUGUGCCGUCAACACACACCAGCCUGUCCUCCCCGCUCGCUCCAUACACCCCUACAGGAUACCACUCUCAGGUCCGGCUGUGGUUCCCUCUCAGCCUCCUGUUCCCUGUCAGCUCUACUCUUCCUCCUGGAGCGUCUUCCAGCCUGAAAUCAUCAUCAGUGCCAGUGAAGGGUAUUUGUGGUAUUUGCAGGUGAAGUUGCCUCCAACAGUCAACCUCCUGCAGGACAAAGGCAAAUUGAUGGACUUCCUGUUACGACGGCGAGACUGCAAGAUGGUCAUCCUGUCCGUCUGCUCUCAGAUUCUGGAGGGCGGGGAGAAGGGAAGUCUUCCUGUUGUGGCGACUGUGUUCGACAAACUGAACCAGGUGUAUAAGGAGUACCUGGAGGCGGAGCAGACCUACACUGUGGCGAUGGAGUCCGGUCCGAGUCGAGGAAACUCUGCGCAGAAACGUCCGGUCAGAACUCAGGCGGUCAUCGACCAAUCAGACAUGUACACACACGUCCUGUCCAACUUCACAGAGAGGAAGGGAGUCUCUCAUAAAUUCAUCAUCGCCGUGCUGAUGGAGUACAUCCGCUCUCUGAACCAGUUUCAGGUCACUGUUCAGCAUUACCUGUACGAGCUGGUGAUCAAGACGUUGGUGCAGCACAACCUCUUCUACAUGCUGCAUCAGUUCCUGCAGUAUCACGUCCUCAGUGACUCCAAACCUCUGGCUUGUUUGCUUCUAUCGCUGGAGAGUACGUAUCCUCCUGCUCACCAGCUCUCUCUGGACAUGUUGAAGCGUCUCUCCACAGCCAACGACGAGAUCGUUGAAGUUCUGCUGUCAAAGCAGCAGGUUCUGGGCGCGCUCAGAUUCAUCCGCAGCGUCGGUGGCCAUGACAAUGUUUCGGCCAGGAAGUUUCUGGACGCAGCGCGGCAGACCGAGGACCAGAUGUUGUUCUAUACCGUGUUCAGGUCGUUCCAGCAGAGGAACCAACGGCUGAGAGGAAGUCCAGGCUUCAACCCGGGAGAGCACUGAGAGCAUGUGGUUCACUUCAAGCAGCUGUUUGGGGAUCAGGCCCUGAUGAAACCCUCCACAGUGUGAACACAUGACGCAAAAACACACAGAGACUGUAAACUGGAUCACAUCAGACUGAACAGAAGUUCAGGAGAUGAACCAACAUGUGGAACAGAUCUGAAUACUUUGUACAUAAUAACAUAAUUAAGGCUAACACUUUAUUUAAUGUUUUCUUUUGUAAAUAAUAAUGUACUAAACUAAAUUGUUUCAAAUGAUCAUAGAAACAUGAGUAAAUGCUCUGUUUAAAAGAUACAGUGUGAUUACAUUUUAAAUGUUGAUGUUUAAACGGCCUUCUGUACAGAUAAUAAAAACUACAGAUGUGUAAA
Labrus bergylta (ballan wrasse) is the source of this 2391-nucleotide messenger RNA. RefSeq names its product regulator of MON1-CCZ1 (gene rmc1). The record is from RefSeq and is a predicted model, not a curated record. Gene Ontology annotation, biological process: regulation of autophagy. Lineage: Eukaryota; Metazoa; Chordata; Actinopteri; Labriformes; Labridae. Gene Ontology annotation, cellular component: late endosome membrane; Mon1-Ccz1 complex; lysosomal membrane.